AUGUCUGAGGGCCAGAAGGGCGUGGUGCCCGUUCCAGAGGGCGAGACUUGGAACCCUGACUACUCGAAUCCGUGGCUGUAUCUUGAGAACAGGGCUGUGAUUAUUGCUGGUAUUAUCUUCUGCACGAUAAGCCUGGGACUGCGGCUUUAUACCAGGGCUUCUCUGUUGAACCAGUUUGGUUGGGAUGAUGGUGAACUAAUAUACCGGCAGGCCUUCUCCAUAGCAACUCAAGCUGUGUGUCUCUACGGAUACACGCACGGCGGCAUCGGUAUACACCUCUGGAAUGUCACGCCGGAGAUGUAUCUAAAUUACCAAAAGACCGUCUUCGUCGCCGGUAUCGUCUACGUCCCCGCCUUAGCCCUCGCCAAAGCCUCCCUCAUCAUCCUGUACUACCGCAUCGUCGCCCAGCAAAAGUUCUUCCGAUACUGCCUGUACGUCAUCUCGGCAGUCGUAAUAGGAUACAGCGUUGCCAUUGUGUUCGCGCUGAUUUUCGCAUGUAAACCGAUUGCGAGGGCGUGGGACAUGAGUAUCAACGGCACCUGCAUUGACCAGAAGGGCCUGUACACUGCGACUGCUAUCACGAAUACGGUUACCGAUGUGGCCUUGCUGGUUGUGCCGCUGCCGGUUUUGGCGAGUUUGAAUAUGCCGCGCAUUCAGAAGAUCGGGCUAUUUUUCAUGUUUGUUGUUGGUUGCGCAACCGUGAUAACAAGUAUAAUCCGCCUCGUCACCCUUUUCCCCUUCCUGCAAUCAUCCGACCCGACAUACCGCAUUGGCUGGACAGAUAUCUGGAUCAACGUCGAAUCAAACUUCAUAAUCAUCUGCCCCUGCCUCCCCUUCCUCCGGCACUUCCUCCGCCGAUACGCCCCCAGGCUCAUCGGCGAGAACUCCUCCGCGGCGCGCUACUUCAAGAACUACGCCACCUACGGGAAGACAGGCGGUGGGAACACGACGCUGCGGUCGUGGCGACGGCAGAGGAGUGAGCAUGCGGUGCUUCCUGAUGAGGUGGAACUUGCAGGCAAUGGUGAGGGAAUGGCGGAUUCGCAUUCUCCUUCUGCGUCUGGGGCGGGCGUGAGGAUUCUUAAGGAGGUGCAGUGGGAUGUUACGGAGGAGAGGAGCGAGAGGGUUUCGGAUCCGGAUGGUGUGAGGGAGGAGAAUGUACGGCAUGUUGCGCCGGGGAUUUGAAUUGCUGUCACGGUCUUUAUUGGGUUGUAUGUUAUUUGUUGGGAUGUAGCUUCAUAUGGAUGAUUGGGUAUUGGAUAUUGGGUACGGCAUGGGCAUUGGUGCCCUGGA
Molecule: messenger RNA, 1290 nt
Organism: Aspergillus versicolor CBS 583.65
Lineage: Eukaryota; Fungi; Ascomycota; Eurotiomycetes; Eurotiales; Aspergillaceae
Exons: 6
Coding region: 1-1182 (393 amino acids)
Source: RefSeq, a predicted model, not a curated record